Molecule: messenger RNA, 3211 nt
Organism: Dermatophagoides farinae (American house dust mite)
Lineage: Eukaryota; Metazoa; Arthropoda; Arachnida; Sarcoptiformes; Pyroglyphidae
Product: QRFP-like peptide receptor
Biological process (GO): G protein-coupled receptor signaling pathway
Cellular component (GO): plasma membrane
Molecular function (GO): G protein-coupled receptor activity
Source: RefSeq, a predicted model, not a curated record
AAAUAAUAUACAUUACCAACCAAGCCCCUGAAACGUCAAGAAUAUUGCAAUGACGUUAUGUCAGAAGUGAGAUUAUAAACCAUAUAUCUGUCAUUGUUAUUAUUUAUUUGUCCGAAAGAGUACAUUUGUUGUUACAGUUGCCGAUUUCUCUUGUAUUUAUAUUCUAGCUACUAUUUCGUGACUUGCCAAUCAAUGAUUGUCAUCGUUGCCUAAUAUAUUGAACAUUAUCAAAAGCCAUUGAAUCAUUAUUAACAACAACGACGGCUUUUUCACUCAAUUUAUCAAUUGAAUAUUCAAAUGGCUUUUGUGACAAAUUAUUAUUUUAUAUGGCAAUCUAUCAUCCAUCAUCAUCACCAUUAUUCUUUUCUGGAACAAUUGCCUUUUUCUCCUAAAAGAUACUCAUUGACAACAACCUCUUCAUUAUUGUCUAUGUCAGAACCAAACAAUAUGAAAUAAACAAGUAAAAUUAGUUGUAAAAUUGAAAAUGAAAACAUCAUCUUCAUCGGCAGUAACGGCGACCAUUACUACUACAGAUUCAACUGCAAUCACAGCCAUGAUAAUAAUGGCCACUUCGCAAUUACAACAACAACAGCAACAACAGCAGCAACCAUACAAUGAACAGCAACUAUAUGAUCCAUAUCCCGACCUAACACAAAUUUCCGCUAUUCGAUUCAUCUUCAUAUUUUUUUAUGCUUUAAUCAUGAUUAGUGCAGCAUUGGGCAAUCUAUUAAUCAUAUAUAUUGUCAUUUCAAAUCGUAAAAUGCGUACAAUUGUCAAUUAUUAUAUUGUCAAUCUAGCCUGUUGUGACAUCCUGAUCAGUGUAUUUGUUCUACCUACCAAAAUGCUUGAAUUACUUGCACCGGCUGAAUGGUUGGCAUUGAAUAAUACAUGGUGUACGGUUAUGUCAUUUUUACAAUCAGUUAUGGUAUUUGCUAGCCUGCUUACACUGGUAGCAACUUGUUUCGAAAGAUAUUUUGCUAUUGUACAUCCAUUGAAAAGCCGCAUGCAACAAGGCAAACGUCGUACAUAUCGUAUAUUAUUAGCCGUAUGGUUAUUGUCUUCCUUUGCUUCAUUGCCCAAUCUACUACACGGUUCGAUGGCUGUGAUCAAUGUAUUGAAAAGUGAAUAUGGAACCAUUGCAAGAUUGACGUGCAUGCCCACAUUUGAUGAUGAAUUUCGAAUGGUAUAUUUUACCAUAUUGUUUAUUUGUCUAUAUCUUAUUCCGUUGGCAUUGAUUGCAUUCACCUGUUUUUGUAUUGCUCGUGCCUUGUUACGUACAUCAAUAUUGCAUCGACAAGGUAGUCUAUUAAGACAAGAAGUUAAUCGUAGAAAAGUUGGCAAAAUGAUUCUAGUAGUUGUCGUUUCGUUUACCAUUGCUUGGACACCAUAUUUUCUAAUCAGUGUAAUCACUCAAUACCAAAAAGAAAAUUAUUUCGAUAAACAUGAUUAUUAUUUCACAAUGUUAAGCAUAAACCUAUUCGGUUUUCUUCAUUCAUCAAUUAAUCCCGUAAUUUACCUUACUAUGAGUGCUCGAUUUCAAAAAGGUUUUAUGCGUCUACUACGGCUAGUUGUUUGCUGUCAAAAACCAAAAGAAAAUGUUGGUCAUACUUCGAUACCUGAUCCAGGUACAAGUUCACGUUAUAGCCCAAAUGGCAAUAUCAACAAUAUGCCGUAAGAAAAUCAUUCUCACUUGAAUGAGAUUUUUAACAAUAAAAACUACAUUACGGAAUACCGGGAAAGAAGGAAAAAUUAUGGCGAUUACAACAAGUCAAUCGAUCUAUAUUGUCUGCUGAUAUAUCUUGUUAUCAGUUUUUCUAUAAAAAACUUAAGCUCAUUAUUAUUGCGUUACAUGUUUUUUUGGCAUACGAACAACUUAAAAGAAAAAUUUGGAAAUUGAAAACUUUUUCCGACCUCUAUAGAAAUUCUGGAGAAUGUGAAAUUUUUCGGAUUUUUUUUUUUUUUUGGUUAUUUUAACGUCAACAAUUUUUUGGGUAAUGUUCUCUGUAUCCGGGACAUAUGUUGAUGGUGGGCGAGAUAUAGUACCUAAUCAAGAAUUUUUCUGAUCAAACCAUGUUUGUGCUUUUGUUUUCUAUUUUUUACGUCCAUUGAAUUAAUACAACGUAUUUAAAAAACAACAAGCCAAUAAUCCGCUUAAAAAGAUGUUAUCAUGAAACUUGUUUCAAUCAUAUUCGACAACGACGUAAAACAAGAAACUUUUCAAGCUAAAAUGAAAUAUCGAUAUUCAAAAUGACGUGCAUUAUCAAUUUCCAUUAUAAAUGUUAAAAAUUCUUACAGACGGCAUAUUAUCAUGUUUUAGAUCUUUAUAAAUGUUUUAUUUCCGUUUCUUUACCUAAAUUCUAACCAUUCGCUCAAUAAUAAGAUACUAAAAUUAAAUCAUCUGAAAUAUGACCAUGAAGAUAAUACAGCUGUGCUUUUAUUGGAGCUAUAAAUGCUUUGAACGUGUCGUAGAAAUCUGUACAAAAACGAAUGAUAUCGAUUAUUUGGUCAUCAGGCAAACGAAGAAUAUUUUCAAUUUUGUAUUAACAUUCUUUUUCCUGUCAAUAUGAUACCAAAAACUAUAUCCCGAUUUCAAAUAAAUUUUCGGUAGCUGUAUUAUUUCAAUUCACAAUAUGAAAUAGAAUUUGAUAACUUUACAGAAACUGACUGGAUGUUUGCUAAAUAUUCAUCUACAUCAAAUUCUGUUACUACAUCUGUUGUCUUUAAUCCCUAACGUAUGAACAAAACUUGAAUGCGACCUUGCAGAUAAUUUUGAUUCUAUCAACAUUCCAUGAAUUCGUCAUAAAUCAAGAAAAAAUUGUCGAUUUUGGAAAUGGAAAAGUUGUAAUCUUUAAUAGCAAAUGUAUGAUGACUGAUCAAUUAGAGUAUUUUCAUCUUCACUUAUUAAUUACAUGAAUAGAAGUUGUUAACAUUCAACUAAAUGAAGAUUAUUAUUUACAGCAAGUAAAAGUAAAAUUAUAAUAAGGGAUUUAUUUAAUUUUUAAAAACAAUUUCAGGAAUACAAGAAUCUUUAAGAAUUUCCUUGUAAACACAUGAUUGGCAAUGUUGAAUAUAUGAUGCAUGAUUCAAUUUUAUAAAUAAUUAUGAAAAUGAUUUCAGGAAAUUUGAAUGUAUUUUUUUUUUGUAAAUAAAUGCUUGGCAAGGUUGUUCAAAAUUUGAAUUUAGAAACUCCUUGGAAAGCAACAAGACCAAA